AUGGCGAUGCAGUAUUUCAAUCAGAUUAAAGACCGCCGACGGCCGUCCCAGAUCUCCAGCUCCCAUAACCCAGUCUUGACUCCCGAAGACGAGGCAUUUUUGACAAAGGUGACAUCGGAUCCCGAGACUCAGCCAGAACCGGUCCCUCAGAAUGAGUCCAGGCCACUAGAAGGUCCCGCAGGUGAUUCUGGUGCCCUGGUCGCCGACAACAAACCACACGAAGCUACAUCCGCGGCAGCUCCAGCGGAAGAGCUCGGAAAGCAGCUGGGUGAAGCAGAAAGGUUGAAGGAGGAGCAAAAGAUUGGCGUUAAGAAAGACACUGAACCUGUCAAAUCAAACGUGGCACCUACUGCCGAUAAGAAGAAGAACCGAUGGAGCUCUAUGCUCUGGAAGAAAAGUGCAGCCUCCAAAAAGCCGUCCUCGACAGCCAAUGAUGCCACACCGAGCGCCACCGAGGCGCGUCAGGAACAAGAAGACAUGACCGACAUUCUCGAUCGUCUGAACCUCGCUGCAGACAACAAUCGAGUAUUCUCAUUGAGCGAUGAGACACAAGAACUCUUACGGAAGUUCAAAUUUGUCUUUAAGGAUCUUGUGAACGGCGUUCCAACCGCGUACAAUGAUCUGGAGAUGCUCUUGACAAAUGGCAAUCGCCAGUUGCAAGAAACGUACACAAAGCUCCCUACCUUUAUGCAGAAGCUGAUCGAGAAGCUUCCGCAAAAGUGGACGGAUGCGCUGGCUCCAGAGAUGCUUGCGGUCGCCAGUGAACGUGCUGGCCGAACCGGUAUCAAUAUGGAAAAUGUCGGCAAAGCAGCUUCGAUGGCGCAAAAGGCUGGCCUCAACGUGCCCAGUCUCAAGGAAUUGGUGUCCAAGCCCGCCGCUAUCGCCGGCAUGCUACGAUCGAUUAUGGAGUUCUUGAAGGCUCGAUUCCCCGCUGUGUUGGGGAUGAACGUGCUGUGGUCGCUAGCACUCUUCUUGUUGCUCUUCGUCCUCUGGUACUGCCACAAGCGAGGACGAGAGGUUCGUCUCGAGAACGAGCGCCUGGUCACUGAGGAAGAGAUCAGAAUGCUGAACGAGGAGACCUCGGAGACUCCGAUUCGCCCAUCCCAGACAUUGCUCACCGUGGCGCCCCAGGGCGCAUCAGCGGAGGAAGUUCGAGAAGGUGUGAAGAAAGUGGAAGAAGCUAAAGCUGCAGCAGAGAAAGAGGACGCCAACGCUGCGACGGAAAAAGAGGCAGCCAGCGAAGCCCCAUCCACUGCCUCUCAACCAGCAGCUGUGCCUGAACCCGGGCCCGAGCCAUCGGAGUCUCGUACAGCUGCAGAGACUUCGACCAGCGCAGCUCCUCGCCCUGCAGCGGUCCCUACCCGCACCAAGUCAUUCCUCUCCAUGUGGUCUCGAACCAAGUCUGAUUCGAGCUCAAGCAAGGUCUCGCCGUAUCCAGGUACCUAG
Penicillium diatomitis is the source of this 1446-nucleotide messenger RNA. RefSeq lists its product as uncharacterized. The transcript is spliced from 3 exons. The record is from RefSeq and is a predicted model, not a curated record. Bases 1 to 1446 code for a protein of 481 amino acids. NCBI's taxonomy places the organism in Eukaryota, Fungi, Ascomycota, Eurotiomycetes, Eurotiales, Aspergillaceae.